GACAGUCAGCUGACAAUAAUUGUGAUUUCUGAUUGAUUUAGUGUGAUUGUGAAUUUUCUGUCUCAAUUAUUAUUAUUUACUAAACUACAUUAUAUAAAGACAAACCACAUUUUAGUUAUAUAAAUCCAUUAGAAUGAUAAAUUAUAAGUAAGACACUCUUAAACUCAUAAUGUCUUUCAGCAUAAAAUCUUGCAAAUUCUAUAGACCAUUCUUCAUAACCUCAAGAAAUUACGGUGAAAGACUCGGAACAAGUGGUGAUAAAACAAUUUAUCAGGAACACGAAGAAACUGCAAAACAAAAGGAGGUUUCGAAAUGGCGAAAACCAUGGAUAAAGAGAGAGGGCGAAUGGCAAAGCAAAUUAUCUAUUUUUGUAGAGAAAAGUCCUCAUCCAGAUAUUAUGUAUAUAAUGUCUCAGAUACCAAACUUUACAAUCGAGAAAGCGAAAAGCUGGUGGGGUGAUUUGAAGUCAUUACAAGAGUCACAAAAUCAAAAAUAUUUGCCUGAAAGGGUUGCAGCUCUUGGUUCAAAUCUCGCAGCAGUGCAUUUUUUCACUUAUAGGCAAUGUGCAGUUAGACUGAAAGGCUCACAAAAUUGGAUCAAAGGUGAUAUAUCAACACUCAACCUGCCAGACCAUUAUACAGAGGGUUAUUAUGUAGAAGCUAUCGACUGCACCAACUUUCAUCACGGCGGUAUUCGUUAUGAGGGUCUGGAGAAUAUCCGCAACCUCAAUUUUCUUAAAUGGCUAUCAUUGAAGAAUAAUAAACAUGUUGACGUGUGGUGUAUAGAUAAAGUUGCUGGACUGUGUGAAGAUACUUUAGAAUAUUUGGACAUUAGUGGUUGCAAUAUAUGCAUAGGCUGUAUUUUUGCUUUGGCGAGAAUGAGAGCUCUCAAAGUAUUGAUUAUAACAGACCCCGGUGAAGACCUAACCUUACAAGCUGCUCUUUCAAUGUUAGAAGAAGAAAAUUCCAAUCUUAUUAUACAAGCUAUUGAACCUGUAGUAAAUGAAACUUCUGAACAUAAAACUGAAUAAUAGAUAUGAUAAUUAAUUAUUAUAUAGUUACUAAGAGGUUUUUGAAAUAAAAAACAAUCUGUU
This is a messenger RNA of Diatraea saccharalis (sugarcane borer), 1093 nucleotides long. NCBI's taxonomy places the organism in Eukaryota, Metazoa, Arthropoda, Insecta, Lepidoptera, Crambidae. The record is from the annotation of a GenBank genome assembly.